Molecule: messenger RNA, 1458 nt
Organism: Candidozyma auris
Lineage: Eukaryota; Fungi; Ascomycota; Pichiomycetes; Serinales; Metschnikowiaceae
Gene: LAT1
Product: dihydrolipoyllysine-residue acetyltransferase
Exons: 1
Coding region: 1-1458 (485 amino acids)
Biological process (GO): pyruvate decarboxylation to acetyl-CoA
Cellular component (GO): pyruvate dehydrogenase complex
Molecular function (GO): dihydrolipoyllysine-residue acetyltransferase activity
Source: RefSeq, a predicted model, not a curated record
AUGUUUGCCCAAAGAGCCACUUCGGUAUUGCGUGCUUCUGCCACCCACGCCGCCGCCGCCUCGAGAUACUCGGCCUUCGGCAACUCUUCUUUCCUCGCCUCCCAGGUGUCUCUCACCAUGGCCAGGCUCUAUUCGUCCAAGUUCCCUGACCACACCGUGAUCCACAUGCCUGCCUUGUCUCCUACAAUGACUCAGGGUGGCAUCAUGUCGUGGAGCAAGAACGUGGGUGACCAAUUGUCUCCAGGUGAGCCCAUUGCUGAGAUUGAGACCGACAAGGCUUCGAUGGACUUUGAGUUCCAGGAGGAAGGCUACUUGGCCAAGAUCUUGGUUGAAGCUGGUGCCCAGGAUGUGCCCGUUGGUAAGCCAAUUGCUGUGUACGUUGAAGAAGCUGACGAUGUGCCAGCGUUCGAAACUUUCACCGCGGAGGACGCCGGCGAGGCUCCUGCUGCUGCUGCUCCUAAGGAGGAGGCCAAGGAAGAGCCUAAGGAAGAGCCAAAGAAGGAGGAGCCAAAGAAGGACGAGGGUGCAUCUUCUGCUCCAAAGAAGGACUCUGGCGCCUCCAAGGCUCCCGCUGGCAGAAUCUUUGCAUCUCCUUUGGCCAAGACUAUCGCUUUAGACAAGGGUAUCUCCUUGAAGAACAUCAAGGGCUCUGGUCCUAACGGUAGAAUUGUCGCCAAGGACGUUGAAAACUACAAGGCACCUGCCGUUCCUACAGCAUCUGCUCCGGUCACCAACGCUGCAGCUGACACCGGUGCUUCCUACGAAGAUAUUCCUCUCACCAGCAUGAGAAAGACAAUUGCUUCCAGGUUGUUGCAGUCCACUCAGCAGUCUCCUACAUACAUUGUCCAGUCGCAGCUCAAUGUGACCAAGUUGUUGAAGUUGCGCCAAUCCCUCAAUGCUACCGCCGAGGACAGAUACAAAUUGUCUGUGAACGACUUGUUGAUCAAGGCCAUUGCCUUAGCCUCCGUUAGAGUGCCUCAGGCUAACUCCGCCUGGUUGGCUGAGGAGGGCGUCAUCAGACAGUACAACAACGUGGACGUGUCUGUGGCCGUUGCUACCCCAACCGGUUUGAUCACUCCAAUUGUCAAGAACGCUCACAACAGAGGUUUGGCUGCUAUCUCCAAGGAGGUCAAGGAAUUGGGUAAGAAGGCUAAGGCCGGCAAGUUGGCUCCUGAGGAGUACCAGGGAGGUACUAUUUGCAUUUCCAACUUGGGCAUGAACCACGCUGUGAAUGCCUUCACCUCCAUCAUCAACCCACCUCAAUCCGCCAUUGUGGCCAUUGGUACUACGGACAAGAAGGCUGUGCCAAGCUCUGUCAACGAGCAAGGCUUUGUAUUUGAAGAUGUCAUUACCGUUACCGCUACUUUCGACCACAGAGUCAUUGAUGGGGCUGUGGGCGGAGAAUGGAUCCGUGAGUUAAAGAAGAUUGUCGAGAACCCCUUGGAGUUUUUGAUCUAA